Molecule: messenger RNA, 866 nt
Organism: Paramecium sonneborni
Lineage: Eukaryota; Ciliophora; Oligohymenophorea; Peniculida; Parameciidae
Source: the annotation of a GenBank genome assembly
AUGAAGGUAUAUCUUUCAGAAUUAAAACUGAUAAUUUUUGCCCAUGUAAAAUUGGAUAUGCUGAAUAUUAAAUUAAAGACACUAUAUGCGGAUGUAUUUUCUAAGUUAAUUAAUUUAGUAUGUCAGCCAAGAUGUCGAACCUGUUUCUAAGCUGCUGAUGAUACUACAAAUUAAUAUUGUCUAACUUGUAUUUCUGGAGAAAAUCGUAACUUGAUCGAAGAAUUCAAAUGUGAAUUCUAAGAUAAUUAUGGUGAUAAUAAUGGGACUGUAAACAUUUGUUUCAGUAAAUUACAUUAAUUAUCAUAGUUUGUGAUUAUACUUGUGGAAGCUGUUUAAAUUCUCAACCUACAGGAUUUGUAACUUGUUUAGAAAGCCCAAAUAGAUACUUGACAAUUUUAGGAUAGUAUUUAUGUUAAUCGUCAUAUUAUGAUGAUUUAACAGAUAGCAUUGAAUGCUCAAGUAAUUAUAUAUUUAUUUUAUAAUUAAUAGAAUGUUAUUACACAUGUUAAGAAUGCGCAAACAGUCCUGAAAAAGCUGCUUGUACAGAAUGUCCUGAAACCAGAAUACCUAGUAAUCCAACACUUGAUAAUUAUGAAUGUGUUUGCCAAUUUUCUAACUUUUUUGAUGAUGGAUAUGCACUAAAAUGCUAAUAAUGUGAUUUCACUUGUAACACUUGCAAUGGACCACUUUCAUCUAAUUGUUUAACAUGUGAUAACUCAUAUAGAUACAAUUAAAUAAGAAAAAUUUUAUAAAAAUUAUUUAAGACUUUUCUUUAAUUACCUAUUUCUUUAUUCCUUUUUUCCGCUUAAUUAAAUAAAAAAAAUCAGUUAUAAAUAAUUAAUUUAACACAUAGGCAAGUAGAUUGA